UCCUUGGUUUGUAUACAAAUGGACAGCUUUAGCCAGCUUUAGGGGAAAGUUUGAAAAGAGCCAUGAUAACUAGUUCUAAUCAAGGAAUGGGACGCUGCUGCUUUAAAAAAUCUGAGUUUCGCCUUCUGCUCUCCCUCCUCUCUGCCCCCCCCCUUAUUCUAAUUGCAGGCUGGGAAUGUUCUGCAGCAGUCUUCUCACCCUAUCAAUAAGGUUCAGUUAGCCAAGGUGGAGGAUGGGAGUAGCAUGGAACUGUCCCAGCUCCUCAAUGAGAUCAGGGCAAACUAUGAAACGCUCUUCAGCCGAAGUCAGAUAGAGACCAUCCUCUCGGCAGGGACCCAGCUAGAAAAAGUCAUAACUGCAAGAAUGAACAAAGAUGAAGAAAUCUUAAAGGCAGCCAGGGCCGAGUUAAAUGAAGCUAGACGCCAGUGGCAUCAUAUGCAGAUCGAAAUAGACUCUCUUCAUGCCAUGGAAAGGGGAUUGGAGAAUUCGCUACAGGCCACAGAACUACGAUACCAAACACAGCUCAAGCACUUGGAAACAGAGAUUGAGGAUCUGGAGAAGGAGCUCCAAGAAGUGCGGCAAGACAUCGAAAAACAGCUCCAGCAACAUGAAAUAUUAUUAAAUUCCAAGAUGAGACUUGAGCAGGAAAUAGCUACCUAUCGCAGUUUGCUGGAGAAAGAAGAGAAAAGGUUUCAUUAUUUAAAACACGAAGAAACAAAAGAUAUCAGAAAACCUACAACCAGCCAAAUAGCGUUUAUUUUACCUUCAUCAAGCAAACUAAAAAAACAUGAAAUUGAAAAAAUGGAAAUACUGACAAAGCAAGCAGUCUUAAAUGGAGGUUUUGUGAAGGAUAGCACAGAGACUCAUAAUACAAUACAGUAA
Messenger RNA from Notechis scutatus (mainland tiger snake), 882 nucleotides. The record is from RefSeq and is a predicted model, not a curated record. Lineage: Eukaryota; Metazoa; Chordata; Lepidosauria; Squamata; Elapidae.